AAACAUUAACAACUCCAAACCCAGCACCGAUUUUUUUUUUUUUAAAAAAGGAAAAAAAGAAAAAAGAAAAAAAAAGGUCUCAGCACGCGCUGGUUCUUCUCUCUUUGUCGUCUUCUUCCUCCUUGAAAUCCUUUGGUCUGAGAUCGAACAGAUGUGGAUCCAGCACCAUCAACGAGAGGAGGAGGAGGAGGAGAAGCAGAGGGGAUCCGAUUUCUCAUGAAGAAGAGGCCACGUCAUCAUCAUCCUAGGGCUCCUUCAGCUACCACCACGAUGAUGAGGUCAAAGAAGGUCUUUGGGAUAUCUUUAUCCCUCAUUCUUAUCAACUUGGCUUCUAUAAUGGAACGUGCCGAUGAAAAUCUUCUUCCCUCUGUCUAUAGAGAAGUUAGUGCAGCCUUCAAUGCUGGACCUACCGAUCUUGGAUACCUUACUUUCAUAAGGAACUUUGUGCAAGCAUUAUCCUCUCCUUUGGCAGGUAUUCUUGCCCUUAACUACGACCGGCCAUCAGUUCUUGCUUUAGGAACUGCUUGCUGGGCUUUAUCAACAGCUGCAGUCGGUGCUUGUCAGCAAUUUCAGCAGGUUGCUUUCUGGAGAGCUGUAAAUGGCCUGGGGCUUGCCCUUGUUAUCCCUGCUCUCCAAUCUUUUAUCGCAGAUAGUUAUAAGGAUGGUUCGAGGGGUGCUGGAUUUGGAUUCUUGAACCUUAUUGGAUCAAUCGGGGGUAUAGGAGGCGGUGUUUUGGCUACAAUAAUGGCUGGGCAAGUGUAUUGGAAUCUUCCAGGAUGGCGAUUUGCCUUCAUCAUGAUGGCAUUGUUGAGUUUGCUAAUUGGGUUUCUUGUGUUUAUGUUUGUUGUUGAUCCUAGAAGAUCCACUCUUAGUGCACAUGGUUCUGAUCAGAACUUAGAGAGAGCCAAUUUAAUGGGAAAGGCGAAUGCUGCUCUCCCUCUGUGGAACGAAUCUUGGACAACAAUGAAAGCCGUAAUGAAAGUGCAAACAUUUCAAAUCAUUGUCCUGCAGGGUAUUGUCGGCAUGUUCCCAUGGACUGCCAUGGUUUUCUUCACCAUGUGGUUUGAACUGAUCGGGUUUGACAACAAAAGCUCGGCUGCACUAAAUAGCCUAUUCGCAGUUGGAUGUGCCACAGGCUCACUACUCGGUGGACUAGUAGCAGACUUUAUAUCACGGUUCUACCCAGAUACAGGCAGGAUAAUGUGCGCACAAUUUAGUGCAUUUAUGGGCAUCCCUUUCUCAUAUUAUCUCCUCACCUCCAUUCCCCAAUCCACCGAUAACUGGUCAACAUUCGCUUGUACUCUCUUCUUUAUGGGACUAACCAUAAGCUGGUGUGCUACUUGUGCAAAUAAUCCAAUGUUUGCUGAAGUUGUUCCUCCGAAACAUAGAACCAUGAUUUAUGCCUUUGAUCGGGCAUUUGAAGGCUCGUUUUCGUCUUUUGCAGCUCCUGCUGUUGGAAUACUGACUGAAAAGUUUUACGGGUAUGAUUCAAAAUCUGCGAGUUUGUUGCAUGGGUCGGCUCCAGAGGCGUUGGCUCUUUCGAGGGGGUUAUUGACUAUGAUGGCUGUUCCUUUUGGGUUGUGUUGCUUGUUUUAUAGUCCUUUGUAUUUUGUGUUUAGACGAGAUAGAGAUAGUGCUAGAAUGGCUAGUGUGAAGGAGCUGGAAAUAACUUGAAGGGAGCUUCGGUUUUGUUGUUACCACACGAAAUCCGAUUCUUGUUGUUAUCACACGAAAUCUGAUUCUUGUUGUAAUGGUUAUUUACAUAUUUAUUUUUUUUCUUUUUGAGAAACUUUUGUUGUUGUAACAGAGAGGUCUAAGAAUUAAUCAGACACGAUGUAGAGAUUCUUGAAAUGCAAAUUUCAAUUUUCCUUGCUGUUUCAAAUAA
This is a messenger RNA of Asparagus officinalis (garden asparagus), 1885 nucleotides long. RefSeq lists its product as uncharacterized. The coding region runs from base 217 to 1674 and encodes 485 amino acids. Gene Ontology annotation, biological process: transmembrane transport. Gene Ontology annotation, cellular component: membrane. The transcript is spliced from 4 exons. The record is from RefSeq and is a predicted model, not a curated record. NCBI's taxonomy places the organism in Eukaryota, Viridiplantae, Streptophyta, Magnoliopsida, Asparagales, Asparagaceae. Gene Ontology annotation, molecular function: transmembrane transporter activity.